AUGACCUAUAUAAAUUUGAUAUACCUUGGAUUGUUGACGAAACGCGUACCUAUCAUCGGCAUGUUCACGCCUUCUCACAUAGGAGGUCAUGUACCCCCGAUCAGCUUCGGGGAUGUUUUCGAUGUCCCUCGGCUGGCACAAGCAAUCAAUUCGCCGGUUCUGGAGUGGUACCAAGUGAAAAACAAAAGCAGCGGAGAUUUUGAUGAAAUUGGAUGUUGGAGUGUGUGGCAAGCCGUACAGGACCGUGAACAAUCAGCUCGCGGAAGCGUUUUGACGAAUAUUCUGAAGCUCGAUAUUUCGUACACAAAAGCCCCCACUUGGAUUAAAGUGAUUCCACGUUAUGAACACGAUCAACACAGUUCAUUUGCGGCUUUGGCAACAUUGGGAUUCCCGGAAACGCGAAUUGACAACGCAGGAGAGCCUGACGAGUCACCACAGCAUCGCCUCAAAUUACCACCAGACGAUCAACUUCUUUGUUACGAUUAUUUAUACUACGUCUGUGCCCACCAGCCCUACGAGUUUGACUUUGAUUUCAGUCCGGCGUGGUUAUUUGUUGGCCAGUACAUGCAUUGGACACCUAAGUUAGAGGCACUUGCAGAUCAAUAUUUGAGAAGAGCAUUUGGAACCCAAGAAAACGAGACAACGCCUCCUUGGAUCGCGAUACACAUUCGCCAUGGAGAUUUUGCUGCUUAUUGUGGAGAUCUUCCUCUCGACGACUGUUUUGCUCCGUUGUCAGUCAUCGCUCGACGCGUUGAAGAAGUGAAACAAGAAAUUCUUGAUAGAAAGGGUAUUGCAGUCGAGCAUGUCGUGAUGACAAGCGACGAAAGGAAUGCGACGUGGUGGGAAGGUGUCACAGCGCUGGGAUGGUACGGACUUGAUCACUCACAAACUGUGGAACUUUACGGAGAUUGGUACCCUGUUCUGAUUGACGCUGUCGUGCAGGCCGGUGGGCUUGGAUUUGUUGGCACUGAUCGUUCAACAAUGUCUAUACUGGCUCGUCGAAGAGUACAGUCCUGGAAAGGAGGAGCAGGAAGAAUGGUUAAGUGGGGUUCUGUAGGAGCAGAUGACCACUGA
Molecule: messenger RNA, 1074 nt
Organism: Psilocybe cubensis
Lineage: Eukaryota; Fungi; Basidiomycota; Agaricomycetes; Agaricales; Agrocybaceae
Exons: 6
Coding region: 1-1074 (357 amino acids)
Source: RefSeq, a predicted model, not a curated record